This is a messenger RNA of Branchiostoma belcheri (Belcher's lancelet), 2165 nucleotides long. Its product is annotated as TBC1 domain family member 17-like. Gene Ontology annotation, molecular function: GTPase activator activity. The transcript has 12 exons. Lineage: Eukaryota; Metazoa; Chordata; Leptocardii; Amphioxiformes; Branchiostomatidae. The record is from RefSeq and is a predicted model, not a curated record. Gene Ontology annotation, biological process: activation of GTPase activity. Bases 281 to 1690 code for a protein of 469 amino acids.
AGUUGGCGUGACGUCACGUUCAAAAUGGCCGCCACGAGUUAGAAAAGGCGGAAGUGACUUUGUUUGGGUGUAAUUUGUGAGCUAAACACCGCGUGACAACCAUUCAAAAUAACUGUUACAUCAUUUUUCAGUGCCAAUAAGUACCUUGCAACAUGAAUUUAAGAUAAAAGUCUCGUAAGAGGAGGUUAAAAGUGCGAACAUUGAGGCAAAACUGACGACUUGGAUAUCUGUGACAGCUUGGACGUAGCUCUGACUUUUGUGAAAACGUCUUUCUUGUGAAAUGUUUGAAAGGAUGGCGUUUAGAAGUGACGUAGAAGACACAGUUCUGACCAGGUCGUGUAGUUAUGACUCCUCUUACGAAAUGGUGGAAACCCCGCCGGGACUGACAAGUCUUGGAGCCAUGAAGGAGGAAUUACCUCAAGAGGAAGAGAGCCCACCCCAGAGUGUGUGUUGCCAGCCACCAUUGGACAAGCCUACGUUUCAGUCCAUGUUGGACCCUGAUGGUCGACUUGUGAAUGAACAUGCCCUCAGGAAAGCUGUCUUCAGAGGAGGAGUUGACCCCACAGUUAGGAAGGACACCUGGCAGUUCAUGUUUGGACUGUACCCGUUCCUCUCCACGGCACGAGAACGGGAGGUCAUGUCUGCAGAACACCACUUCAAGUACCAUCAACUCAAGGCCAGGUGGAAAACACUCCUCACUAUGAGCAGCCUGGGAAAGACAGAGCAGGAGCAGGGCGUGUCAGCUGAGUACCUGGAUGAUGACCUUGACCUCAAAGUGGAGUCUUUUACAGAUGAUGCAGACAUGAAGGUACCAGCCAUGGACACUACAAACAUCAGUACUGAGACCCAGCAACAGCUACAGUUCCUGGAAAUACAAGCACAGGUUUUUGCAGGCAGACAACCCAUUAACAUGAAGGAUAUUCGAAAAGCUGUGAGAAUAAUAGACAAGGAUGUGCCCAGAACGGACAGAGGCCAUGAAUAUUUCAAGGGCAGUGGCAACCCUCACCUGUCCAUACUCAGGAAUAUCCUCAUCACCUUUGCUGCCUUUCAUCCAAAGGUGGGUUACGCCCAGGGAAUGAACGACAUCCUGAGCCGGUUCCUGGUUGUUCUGGACUCGGAGGUGGCAGCGUUCUGGUGCUUCUCCAGUUACAUGGAGACCAUACAGACCGACUUCAUGGAGGAGGGCAUGCUCAGGAAGCUCAAUUUGGUGAGGCAACUGCUAAAGGAACUGGACACUGUACUGUUCAACCACUUGGAAAACUGUGACGUGGGAGACAUGACAUUCUGUCACAGGUGGCUUUUGUUAGGAUUUAAGAGGGAGUUUCCGUUUGAGGAGGCUCUGCGUCUGUUCGAGAUCAUCAGCAGUCACCACAUGGAGCUGUCCUCUCUAGAUGUGGAGAGAGUUCGAGACCAGGAGAGGGCACGCGACUUCCUUCGUGAAGGUGGACAGAACCGCGUUGUUGGUGCUCCGUUGAACACAGAAUACACGUUUGAGCUGUUUGUGUGUGUGGCCAUGCUGCAGAACAUCAGACAACAGCUGCUCAACUGUAGAGAUGGCACCGAGAUCUUCCAAACUGUCAGUGGGUUGUCAGGGAAGAUGGACUUGGCCCACAUCCUGAGGAAGGCAGAAACCAUCUUCAUGUCUUACUGCAGGAAGUCAGUCAUCGACUGCUUCCAGAUUGUAGAGUAGUACUUCCGGGUCAAAGGCCAGCAUGGCGGUAAGAAAAAACUGCUCUAGGGUGAACAGGGAGGGAUGUUGUAUUUUUUUUUCGUCCUCGUGAUAUUUGUUUCUUCUGUGGGCUUUCCUUGGAAUUUUUCCUCAACACACUACAUAUAUGACCAGUUUUCUAGUUAGUUUUUCCAAUAUUUGAUGGAAUUAUGCAGCCGUGUGACAAAUAUGUCAUGUCUUUGAGUUUGACAGACUAAAUUGGCACGUUAAGACAUAGAAAGCCAUGUCAUUAAACUCAAGAUUAGUCAAAGUUUGCCCUGCAAAAUGCAGAAAAUAGCAUUUCAGAGGGUCAAGAUUUGACCCCCUAAUUAUAAGACUUCAGCGCUCAAAAAAAUUGAGAUGACCAGAAAACAUUUUUGAGUCCUGUAGUACGCAUAAAUCUUUAAGUUGGUCUCUGGGAAAUUUUGGUGCAUAAGGUAAAGAAUUGGAUUAUCUA